Phaedon cochleariae (mustard beetle) is the source of this 492-nucleotide messenger RNA. The record is from the annotation of a GenBank genome assembly. Lineage: Eukaryota; Metazoa; Arthropoda; Insecta; Coleoptera; Chrysomelidae.
AUGAUAACACAGUUCACAUCUCGAUUUGCUAACCUGAAAGAAGUAAGUGAUGAUUUUGAGUUUUUGAACGGCCAAUUCAUCUCGCAAGCCACCCUAGAAGACAUAAAGAAAAAUGCUGCAGAUUUAGUUCAGAAGUAUGAAGAUAACCUCGAUGCUUCUGAAUUCAUUGAUGAAAUUGAGAGUUUUAAAUUUCAAGCAUCAGAUCUUGUGCACAAUUUUGCCGAGUUAGAUCACAUUCAAACUCUUCAAAUCAUUCAUGAAAAUGAAUUAGAGAAAAUAUAUCCGAAUAUCGAUAUAGCUUUACGAAUAUUUUUCUCUGUUCCUGUUACUAGUGCUUCUUGUGAAAGAUCAUUUAGUAAACUAAAACUAGUGAACAGUUUUUUGAGGUCUUCAAUAGGCCAGGAAAGAUUGACCGAUAUGGCUAUACUUAGCAUUGAGAAAGAAACAGCAGCUUCAGUAGAUUUUGAAGAUGAAAUAAAUGUUUUGUUUUAG